AUUUUGGAGCCUUUUUAUGGUGCAUGUAUAAAAGAUGGCGGCUGUUGCUGGGUAAAGCACUUGCUACUAUGGAGAUGCCUGCAGUCUUGGAAAGUGCAAAUUUGCCCUCUGAGGAGUCACCCGGAGAACAGGAGCAUGCAGAGAAGAGUAGUGACUCCUGCUUCCCAGAGGAUGGUUCAGGUAUUGGGACUUGUUCCAAUGAAAACACUAAACAGGAGGAAGGCGCAGAAGAUGUUUUUGAGGAACCUACACACAAUGACCAGGAAGCAACAAACGAUUCUGCCCACCCAGAAAGCACAACAGAGGAACCAAAUAUUGAUAAGACUUCAGGGGGCCAAUGCACUGUGGAUGGGGACCAGGAAAAGACUGAAGAGGGGUCUUCCAAUGCUUCACUAAUAAACCAGAAUGUGGAAACUUUGCCUCACAGAACCCAAGAGGCAUCUUCCAAUCCAGAGGAAACUAAAGUAGAUACAGUGGAGUUGAUAAAAUCCACUGAGAGAACAGACCAAGUGAAUUCUGGUAUUCAUGUCCAAGAGGAAGGGUCCCAAGGGGACGACAAUGGGCGCAGUAAACAUGGGCCCAAAAGGGUCACAUUUCCAAGUGAUGAUGACAUUGUAUCAGGUGCCCUAGAACCCAAAGAUCCAUGGAGGCAUGCUCAGAAUGUCACUGUGGAGGAUGUCAUCGCAUCCUAUACACAAGCCUGCCAGAAACUCAACUGCAAGCAAAGUCCAAAACUUAUUCGACAGCUACAAGAACUUACUGAUCUUUCAGGGAGAGUUGAAAGCCUGGAUCUCAAAGGAGAGAAGCUGGAUCACAAGGCCUGUGAAGCUCUGGAGGAAAUCUUCAAACGUGUACAAUUUAAGAUGGUAGAUCUGGAACAGACCAACCUAGAUGAAGAUGGUGCCUCCGCUUUAUUUGACAUGAUUGAGUAUUAUGAAUCGGCAACGCAUCUCAACAUUUCCUUCAAUAAGCACAUUGGCACUCGGGGAUGGCAAGCUGCCUCACACAUGAUGCGCAAGACAAACUGUCUGCAAUACCUGGAUGCUCGCAAUACCCCUUUGCUGGACCACUCGGCUCCAUUUGUGGCUCGAGCACUCCGCAUUAGUAGCAGCUUAACCGUCCUUCACCUUGAAAACACCAGCCUGUCUGGGAGACCGCUCAUGUUACUGGCCACUGCACUGAAGAUGAACAUAGUGUUACGGGAGUUGUACCUCGCUGACAACCGCCUAAACAGCCUGCAGGACUCUGCUCAGCUGGGAAAUGUAUUAAAGUUCAACGGCUGCAUACAGAUUCUGGACCUGCGGAACAAUCACAUCAUGGACUCAGGAUUGGCUUAUAUCUGUGAGGGGCUAAAGGAGCAACGGCAGGGAUUGGUCACAUUGGUCCUCUGGAACAAUCAGCUAACGCAUGCUGGCAUGGUCUACAUGAGCAUGUGCUUGCCUCAUACUCAGACUUUGGAAACUUUGAAUCUUGGUCACAAUGCUAUUGGCAAUGAAGGUGUCCGCCAUCUUAAGAACGGUCUAAUUGGAAACCGCAGUGUCCUCAGGCUUGGCUUGGCAUCUGCUAAACUGACUUGCGAAGGUGCUGUGGCCGUAGCAGAAUUUGUGGCUGAAUCCCCACGGCUCCUGAGACUUGAUCUUCGGGAGAAUGAGAUCAAGACUGGAGGCUUAAUGGCUCUCUCGUUGGCUCUUCGUGUUAACCAGUCACUACUUAGGCUGGAUCUGGACAGAGAACCGAAGAAAGAGACAGUAAAGAGCUUUAUUGAAACACAGAAAGCGCUGUUGGCUGAGAUUCAAAAUGGCUGCCGGCGGAAUUUUAUCUUGGCCAAAGAGAAAGAGGAGCGCCUCCAGCAGUCCGCAUCGAUGGCAGAGAUUGCUAGCGCUGCUGAGGAAGAAGAUUCAAAUACUGCCCCUGAGGAGAAUAGCCUUCCUUCGGAAGAUUGCAACACUGCCCCUGAGGAUACCACAACUAAUAAUUCAUCCAAACAGGAUGAGGAAGAGAUCACGCCUGACCCAGACCCUCAGGGACCAGAUUCAGACUCUGAUACAGAAGAUGAAUUGGAGGAGGAAAAGCCAGUAGCAGAGACAAAGCCAGUAGCAGAGACAAAGCCAGUAGCAGAGACAAAGCCUGUAGCAGAGACAAAGCCUGUAGUGAACUCUGUUCAGAAUCCUCCAGGGCAGGUGGCAGUGUCCAGUCCAGGUCGAGGUCACAAGAUCUUUUUGGUUACCCGUGUAGAGAAUACAAACGCAACAGGAGGAUUGACAGCCCAGGGUGUUAAAGGCUCCUCGCCGACAGGAGUGACUUCCCCAGCGGGUCCUUCACUUGCCAAUGGACUUGAGGCUGAGUUGGGCAGAAAAGAAAGCAGCUGUGACAAUAAGGAUUCUCUUGAAACCUACAGCGACAGAGAGCUAGAGGACUUACUGCGGGAUGCCUCUUCAGAACCAGACCCAAGUCUGAACGUUAUAACACUAUAAGGAUUGAUUCUUCCGACUCUUGGGGUUUCCUCUUCUGUUUUCCCUAAAUACUUUUUGAACCCCCAGUGAUCUCGCCUUAAGAAUUGGGGCCCCAAAGGAUAAUAUGAAACGGGUUCCCAUUUGAGGACAUUCAGUUGAUUCUAAACAUUGCUUCCCCAUAUGAUGGCAAUAAGGGCGGACACUAUUCCUGCAGGUAAUGGAAUUUGCACAGUUUAAAAAUACAGCUCAUUCACUUCAUGCUGGGACUUUCCCCAACUGGGACUUUUUGGAGAAAAGAGGCAAUUUUACGGGUUUCUGGAUAAAGGGACACAAGCUGAUAUCUAACCCCCUAUCCCCCAUACACUGGACUGUUACUGGCUUUGGGAAUUGUCAUGGAGGACGACUGUCGUUGACAUUAACUGAACCUUCUGAUUGUCCUCACAUGGUGGUAUCUCCAGUUAUCUGCAGUAUGAUAUUCUAGGUUUUUUUCAGUCUUGCCUUCUAUACAUCGCACUUACUGUGUUACACUACACUAGUCUCCUGACAAUAGCUUCAGACCCUGGGGUCCAACACGUUUGGUAUUGUCUCCAAAUAAUUAAAUCUUUAUGACCAGGACAUUCUAGGGUGAUAUAUGGGUUUUGACAUAUAGGGGUGGGAAAUGUCCUAUUCACAGCACCUAUAAAAAAAAUCCAGCCUGUUUGCUGUAAGCUCUAACUUGUACUCUGGCUGAGAGGUCCAUUUUUUUCCUUUUUGGAGUGAGGUUCUAAAAGGCCUAACUAUUUUGCGCUACUAGGUUUAGCAUACGGACUACCAGAGCAUGUUCUUCUGUGGACCAUACUUUCCAAGACCUGAAGACCUCAACCCCAGUUGGAACGACGUUUGUGUUUAUUUUUGUUUACUUCCUACCCUUUUUUAUUAUUCAGGAUGUGUAGUAAAUCACAAUGCUGUUCACCUGAAAGAGAUUUAGAAAUAGUUAGAUCACAUAGGGCUAUGUGUGUGGCAAGGAAGUCUAGUUGUACUUGGGAUUUAGUGCUGAUCCUGUGAUCUUGGCCACUUUUUUGUAUCUUGCAGAUUCAGGACCACAGGCAGCUGAGCAGAGUCAAGUGUACGUUCAAUGGCAGGCUUGAUAUCUUCUGACUUUGUAACGGGCUUAGUUCACUUGGUGCUGACCAGCAGCUGUUACACUUGAUGUAAACUAAAUCAAAGUCCUGCUGUGAUGAAAAGAUAAAAGCAGGAGGGUGGCCAUCUUGUAUGGGUCUAUGUAUUUGUACAACAGUGCAGUUGUGUCUACAUAAACAUAUUUUAUGUAUUUGUGGACCUAAAUGGCGUCCACAAAAAAGUAUGUGUAUUAUGUUGGUUUUAUUUAAUAACAUAUUAGUAGCCACAUAGAACCAAAGAAUGUUGAUGUGUGGCUGCUAUGUGUUACAGAACAUAAUUUUAAUUUGUACAAUGUUAUUGAAGUGAAUGUAUAGCCAAAUCUUUUGUGAUUUGGAUAGAAUAGGUGAAGGUUAAAACUUUUUUUUUUUUUUUUUUUUUUUGCUGUCUGUGUACCAAGGGAACAUUGAUUCAUGUCCUGUCCUGGAAACGCAACAAUAAAUGACAUCUCACAAAAGAGCGGUGAAUUCCAUCUUAAAUAGAUGCCACUGGAACCUUUCUAACUAUUGGAAGAUUUCCCUUUACCGCUUCCUCUGGUGACAGCUCCUCUAAAGGGUCACCAGGGUAAAUGGGGGUGACACUACCCAACAGGGACACUGACAGCAAGAAAAACCUGACUGGGUCUAACCCUUCACCGGUCUGUCCAAAACUAGAAAAAGAUUUAUCUUUACAUACACUUUAAAUAAAUCCUAAUGUUUUCCAAAACCUAAAGGACAACAUUAAACGGAAAAAAAACUUCCACCAAAUGUGUAUUUGGCAUGAAAAUACUUUUUUAGUUUUGAUUGCCAGUCAGCACAAUUAGGCCACACUACCUGUGGCCAUAAUCGGAGGUAUUUUUAACAUUAUGUAGCUACAGGCCAUAUUUGUACUGACAUGUUCAGAAUAAGACAGUACUUGGCUUACCUGUAUGCAUUACAGCACUUUUCUUUGUGCUGACCAGUUUUAGGACGUCAGCCAUUAGCUCAUGCUGCAGCACAGAGCAGAAGACUCUAGCUGUGUCUGGCCAUGGUGUUGGACAUGCAUGCCUGUUCCAGCCUACUAAUUUGUGUGUUUGUCUUACAUUUUUUAGUGUGUAAUUUCACAAACACUACUGCGUAUGUUAAGUAUGCAUGUCAUUCUGGCAUGAAAUGGUGGCUUAGCCACAGUCUUUCUCCAUGGGAACCGUUUAUUUUGCUUAAACCACAGAAGACUAUAAUCUUUCUUCCUGACAUUUGAGUUGUUUUUUUGCAAAGUCUUUGGAAACUUUAUUUAGUAGUAGAGUACUGUCCCCUGUUAGCCAUUGAAUAAUACAGAAAGGUUGGAGUUUAAGUAAUUCUUUUUAUUGGCAAACGUAAAGUGGUAGUAAAGUCCCCUGGCCUCUUCUGCAUACCGGUACGCUUAUAAUAUAGCUUACCUGUAGGUACAAGGAAGAUCUCCUAAACCUGCAUUCUCUAGGAGAUAUUCAGUGUCCCUGCAGCCCGUGAUGUCACUGGUGCAUGUGCUCUGAAUAAACGGCAUACCCAUGCCGUUCUUUUAGAGCCCUGUGCAGUAAGGAGUGACGUCAUUGCGGCUUGGCCUCUCAAAGGACCACAGCCUGCAAACCCAGAAGGAAGAUGAAAGGGAAAAUAGGAGACACAGCGCCCCAAGUGCAGUAUGUAUUGUAACGGUUUAUUAAUGAGAAGUCCGCUACCCACAAGAAAACUUAAAAUCUGUGCUUCAAAUUACAUGACAGUCCUGCUCUUAGAGACCCAAGGACAGUCCCGUUGUGUCUGCGUCUCUGUAUUUUCAGCCUGCAGCUUGUAUGGGUGGUAUCCAACACUGGUAGGCUCUGAGCCAUCAGCGUUCUCCUUUGCCUGGACUGAGCUGCCAAUGCUGGAUACCAUCCGUACAAGCUGCCGGCUUGAAAAGCAGAGACACAGACACAACAGAACGAACUGUCCUUGGGUCUCAGAGUGGGGACUGCCAUGUCAUAUGAAGAGCUGAUUUUAGUUUUCUUGUGAGUAGCUGACUUCUCAUUAUUAAACCAUUACCAUACAUACUGCACUUAGAUGCGCUGUGUUUUCUCUCUCCAUUACUGUUUGCAGAGAUAUUUUCUAGCUCCCCUACACUGGCUACUAUUGCAGAAACAUAGACUUUAUUUUAAAUAUUUUAUUUUCGAGAUUGCACUGAUUGGAUAAUUUGCAUAUAACCAAAGACUGCACAAUUUGCAUAUAUUGCUUAUACGGGCGGACCAUCCCCAAUUGUCUACACACUGUUGUGGCAAUACAACCUUGUGACCAGCUGUACCUUACUACCAAGGUUCUCCCCCUAGUAGUCCAUAUUCAUUUGCUAGGUUGAAGAAGGAAGCCCUGUCAGCAGUGCGUUGCAUACUAGCACAUUAUGACUUACCUUGUAGGGAGAUUUUUUUUCUUUAAACUUUACUUCCACUUUAAGUUUUUUUUAUUUAUUUUUUUAUUAGGCCUUAUGUCAAAAACACCACUUUUAAGGGUGUUUGUCAUUUUUAUUUCCCCCCGCCUCAAAACGCCUCUCCAUGUUGGCGUAUGUGUCCAUGCACAAAUAGACCUUUAGAGGCAAGAAAAAAAAAACUAAAGUCAGCGAGUUCAGGAGAGGGAGUGUUUUGCUGCUAAAAAAUGUCAAACGUGCGUAAACUCAUCUAAAUGCAUGUCAAACUACUUGAACCUUAUUUCAUUUCAAUGGCCAGAAUAAGUUGAUAUUCUGGUCAAUGAAAUUAAUGAAUAUUCAAGCGUUUACAUGCAUAAACACGUUUGCAACGCUGCUUUUCUCCUGCCAGGAAAAAGGCAUUUAGAAGAGUUGGGCUCAUUGUACAUGGGGCCUAAAGAUGCAGACUGUCUUGGAUGCCUUCAAGCUUUUUAUUUCUGCAAAAUAUAUAAAGCCUAAAGAAGGAUUUCAAGACAUCCCGAAAACUUUAAUCUGUAAAAACUAAAAAUGUAAGAAAAGUCGAACACAAACUAUUCACAAAAACAUUCCCUCCCCUCUCCUACCCAUUCUGCUUACCCUGUGUAAAAAAAAAAAAAAAAAGAUUUGUGUACUUGCCUUUUUUUAAUCCGGUCCAGUCAUGUGAUCUUGUAGGUCCAGAUCCCAUGAGAGCGCUUGACAGCUGUAAACUGGAAGCUAUAAUUUCAUCCAUAGGCUCCAUUGGCUCAGCCAUUGUCUGUGCUCACUCCUCCUCUGUGGCCACCGCUCCCUGACGCAAGGGAGACGGUGCUGCAGGAUCAUGUAACUGGACCAGAGCAGAUUAAAAAGAGGCAAGUACACACACUUUUUUUUUUUAACAUAGGGAACAUUAUUAGGAAUAGAUAGUUAGGCUUUUACUGGUUAAAUUAAAGAACAAAAGCCUAUCAUUUAAACUCCAAACUUUCUGUGAAACUUUAUUUAAAUUUUUAUUUGUUAAUAAGAACCCAUUCCCUUUUAAAUAAAUUGCACUCAAACAGGUCAGGCUGGCAAUCAAGGUUCUUGCCGACUGUCCAUCGUUGCCCUCAUCAGAAUGGAGCCAACUGCUGCACUAUUUGAUUGGUUAGUCAACAGUGAUAUGGCUGCCCUCGGUGCUGGUACUGGGUGUAUAGAAACAUGCCACGUCUUAGCCAAUUGUUAGCAGGUACGUGGGCAGUUUGGCCCAUUUUCCAUAAUGUCAGUCACAGAGGACAGACCCGGGGCUGGUUCUCAGGCAGUGAGACCCUUGAUGACCAUGAUCUAGGGGCUAAUUGUGCCUCUGUAGUGCGUUUUUCCCAGAAAACCUCUUUUGCGUUUAAAACUUUUUGUUGCACACCCCAGAUGAGACAUUUUGCGUUUGUAAUCUCCCUCUUGAUCUUGACCUAUAACAGAUCAGUUUACAAUAGUAUUUGAAGGAAGAAUGGCUCUUGGUUGCCCCAGUUCUCCUAUAAUUACACGGUCUCUCGAUGCACUGUGAAGCAAUCGGAUGUGUGUCUUUCAUUCUCCCACAUAGGAGAAUAGAAGUAAUAAUGUGGUUGCUGUGAGCUGCAAGGGCUGGUUUCCUAUAGACACUGCUGGUAUAUGUUAAUGCCAAUAUAAAGUAGACCUUGCUCAUGAAAAGAAAAGAUGGAAACAGAAGUGUUGCAACCGUUUCUAACCCUCCACCUUGUACUGAAAUGACACCAGCAAGAAUCGGAUUUAAUAUUUUCGGUUAGCUCUCAUUUCCUUCUACAUCAAUGAGGAGUAAUGGCGGCCAUUUUUUGCUCUGGGACAACAUUCAUGAGGAUGUGUUCACUUGAAGCAUGAGGCAUCACUUCCUAAUAAACUGACAGGUUAACUGGGUGUAAGGUGCAGAUAAGAAGCUGUCAUGUUUACAGAAGUCAUUUUAUUUGUGAUGUAGUUUACAGAUCAGUAUUUAUGUAUGUCUUUGUAUGAAUAUGUGCAAAUGAAAGCACACACAUCCAUCUGUUUUUAACUGUCUUGGUCCUGAAUAUUAAGAUGGCCACCCUCUAGUUAAAGGGCAUUUGUCAUUCAAGCAGCUUUCAGGUAUCAAUCUGUAUAGGUUACCCCUGAAAAUGUAAUUGUCCAGAGAGAUGUUCAUUAUAAAAAUCAAAUAUUUGGAAUGAAAAGGUUGCCAUGUUAAAAGUUUGAAGUGUAUUCAUUUCCUCCAUGUAUAUUAUAAAAGACCAGUCGGUGCGAUUUGGAGGUUCAAGGGGCCCUCCCCUAUCAGGGCUACAGUAACGCCCCCUGGGAUCCCUGAAACACACUGGCUUCUUUUUUUCCAACUAAUAUGCUUUAGAUACUUUUCGUUUCUGGCGCCAUUUUGUUUCCAAGUUUUUUUUUUGUUUUUUACCCAAAAUUCCUCAGGCGCCCCUUUGUGUAUAGGGGCUGUUGAGUUUUUGCACUCUAUUCAGUUUAUUUUAAUGCACAACACGUUGCAGCAUCAAAUUGGGAUCUAACAUCCUUCAUAAAAAUCAUAUCUGGAUUUUUUUUUUAAACCGUCAUGUGCUGGCUAGUGACAGCAGAAAUAUCCAUUGCCAUGGUGGUUUUUAUAAUGAAAUAAACUUUUACAAAGGGGGUAAGUGAGUGCUUGUGUGACGGCCCUUUAAGCCUCAAAGGUGUGGCAAAUGCAAGUUUCAUGUGCAAUACAAUUCCCUCUGACUGUGUCCCACACUACACAAUGUUUUUGCACACACCUCCCUUCACCUAUAUGGCUACCCCUUAUAUACACCCUACCAAUCUGUGCUGUGUUUUAAAAGGGUUUUCUUCCUAUUGUCAAAUAAAACAAUUUCUUAUGUCUCA
Rana temporaria (common frog) is the source of this 8840-nucleotide messenger RNA. RefSeq names its product protein phosphatase 1 regulatory subunit 37 (gene PPP1R37). The coding region runs from base 24 to 2474 and encodes 816 amino acids. The transcript is spliced from 13 exons. NCBI's taxonomy places the organism in Eukaryota, Metazoa, Chordata, Amphibia, Anura, Ranidae. The record is from RefSeq and is a predicted model, not a curated record. Gene Ontology annotation, molecular function: protein binding.